AGGAGGAGGAGGAGAAAAAUGAAACCCAAACAGAACUGCCCAUCUAGAAGAAGCUCGGGUGAAGGGGCAGGCCUUCGACAAGCUCUUAAAGGAUGUAACUGAAGGAAAUUUUGCGGGUGGGCAGAGCGCAGGCACCACCACAGCCCACCCGUGACUAACUGCAAGACGCUUCUCUGGGCUUCUUCCUUCUGCCGGUGGUUGCUGAGGCUGCCAUGGCCACCUCACGGUUGGGCUGCUGCAAUGCACUCUGUGUGGGGCUGCCCUUGAAGAGCACUCAGAAGUGAUCCAUGCUAGAGAAGCUUCAUUCACACAGAUGAGCCCCCCAGGGCUGACAAGGCACUUUAGGCCCAGAUAGCUGGUUGACCACCUGCCCAGCAGAAUGCCGUCCACCAGCCGUGCGGGCAGCCUGAAGGACCCAGAAAUCGCCGAGCUCUUUUUCAAAGAAGACCCAGAGAAGCUCUUCACAGACCUCCGAGAGAUCGGCCAUGGGAGUUUUGGAGCUGUUUAUUUUGCACGGGAUGUGCGCACCAACGAGGUGGUGGCCAUCAAGAAGAUGUCUUACAGUGGGAAGCAAUCAAAUGAGAAAUGGCAGGAUAUCAUUAAAGAAGUUAAGUUCCUCCAACGGAUUAAGCAUCCGAACAGUAUAGAAUACAAAGGCUGCUACCUGCGGGACCAUACAGCAUGGCUUGUUAUGGAAUAUUGUUUAGGAUCAGCAUCAGAUUUACUAGAAGUUCAUAAAAAGCCAUUGCAAGAGGUGGAAAUUGCUGCAAUUACCCACGGUGCUCUCCAAGGGUUGGCAUAUUUGCAUUCCCACAACCUGAUCCAUCGGGACAUCAAGGCAGGAAACAUUCUACUGACAGAACCGGGCCAGGUGAAGCUUGCUGAUUUUGGAUCUGCUUCCAUUGCGUCGCCGGCCAAUUCAUUUGUGGGGACGCCAUACUGGAUGGCCCCAGAAGUGAUUCUAGCCAUGGAUGAAGGGCAGUACGAUGGUAAAGUUGACGUGUGGUCUCUUGGGAUAACAUGCAUUGAACUAGCGGAACGGAAGCCUCCGUUGUUUAACAUGAAUGCCAUGAGUGCCUUAUAUCACAUAGCGCAGAAUGAAUCCCCCGUCCUCCAGUCCAGCGAGUGGUCUGAUUAUUUCCGAAACUUUGUAGAUUCUUGUCUCCAGAAAAUCCCCCAAGACAGACCUACGUCAGAGGAGCUCCUGAAGCACGUCUUUGUCCUCCGAGACCGCCCUGAAACCGUGUUGAUAGACCUGAUCCAGAGAACCAAGGAUGCCGUUAGAGAACUGGACAAUCUUCAGUAUCGCAAAAUGAAGAAGCUCCUCUUCCAGGAGGCUCACAACGGACCAGCGGUGGAAGCCCAGGAGGAGGAAGAGGAGCAAGACCCCAGCGUGGGCAGGACAGGAACAGUGAACAGUGUCGGGAGCAACCAGUCCAUUCCCAGCAUGUCCAUUAGUGCCAGUAGCCAAAGCAGUAGUGUUAAUAGUCUUCCAGAUGCCUCGGAUGACAAAAGCGAGCUGGAUAUGAUGGAGGGAGACCACACGGUGAUGUCCAACAGUUCCGUCAUCCACCUGAAGCCGGAGGAAGAAAACUACGGAGAGGAUUCAGAUGCUCGGCUGCGAGGAUCGGAGCCGCAGUCUCCACCUCAAGGGUCGCGCCACAGGUCCCAUUAUCGCAACCGAGAGCACUUUGCUACCAUCCGCACAGCGUCGCUGGUGACAAGGCAAAUGCAGGAGCACGAGCAGGACUCCGAGCUGCGGGAACAGAUGUCCGGCUACAAGCGCAUGCGGCGACAGCACCAGAAGCAGCUGAUGGCCCUGGAGAACAAGCUGAAGGCUGAGAUGGACGACCAUCGCCUGCGGCUGGACAAGGACCUCGAAACCCAGCGCAACAGCUUUGCUGCGGAGAUGGAGAAGCUCGUCAAGAAGCACCAGGCGGCCAUGGAGAAGGAGGCGAAAGUGAUGGCCAACGAAGAGAAGAAGUUUCAGCAGCACAUCCAGACCCAGCAGAAAAAGGAACUCAGCAGCUUUUUGGAAUCCCAGAAAAGAGAAUAUAAACUCCGCAAAGAGCAGCUCAAAGAGGAACUGAACGAGAACCAGAGCACUCCCAAGAAGGAGAAGCAGGAGUGGCUGUCCAAGCAGAAGGAGAACAUCCAGCACUUCCAGGCGGAGGAAGAGGCCAACCUGCUCCGGCGCCAGAGGCAGUACCUGGAGCUGGAGUGCCGGCGCUUCAAGAGGAGGAUGCUGCUCGCGCGUCAUAAUUUGGAGCAGGAUCUUGUCCGGGAGGAGCUGAACAAGAGGCAGACCCAGAAAGACCUGGAGCACGCCAUGCUGCUGCGCCAGCACGAGUCCAUGCAGGAGCUGGAGUUCCGGCACCUGAGCACCAUCCAGAAGAUGCGCUGCGAACUGAUUCGGCUGCAGCAUCAGACCGAGCUCACCAACCAGCUGGAGUACAACAAGCGCCGGGAGAGGGAGCUGCGGCGAAAGCACGUCAUGGAAGUCCGGCAGCAGCCCAAGAGCCUCAAGUCCAAGGAGCUCCAGAUCAAGAAGCAGUUCCAGGACACCUGCAAGAUCCAGACCCGGCAGUACAAGGCGCUUCGCAACCACCUGCUGGAGACCACGCCAAAGAGCGAGCACAAGGCAGUCCUGAAGCGGCUGAAGGAGGAGCAGACCCGCAAGUUGGCCAUUCUGGCCGAGCAGUAUGACCACAGCAUCAACGAGAUGCUCUCCACGCAAGCGCUGCGCUUGGAUGAGGCCCAGGAAGCAGAGUGCCAGGUCUUAAAGAUGCAGCUGCAGCAGGAGCUUGAGCUGCUGAACGCCUACCAGAGCAAAAUCAAGAUGCAGGCGGAGGCCCAGCAUGAUCGGGAGCUGCGUGAACUGGAGCAGCGGGUGUCCCUGCGGAGGGCUCUCCUGGAGCAGAAGAUCGAGGAAGAGAUGCUGGCCCUGCAGAACGAGCGCACGGAACGGAUCCGGGGCCUGUUGGAGCGCCAGGCACGGGAAAUCGAGGCCUUUGAUUCGGAGAGCAUGCGCCUCGGCUUUAGUAACAUGCUCCUCUCAAAUCUCUCCCCCGAGGCCUUCAGCCACAGUUACCCUGGAGCCUCUAGCUGGUCCCAUCACCCUUCCGGGGGGCCGGGCCCUCCCUGGGGUCACCCUAUGGGGGGCCAGCCACAGGCGUGGGGCCAUCCGAUGCAGGGGGGACCCCAGCCGUGGGGCCACCCCUCAGGGCCCCUGCAGGGGGUGCCUCGGGGGAGCUCUCUCGGGGUCCGCAACAGCCCCCAGGCCCUGAGGCGGACGCCUUCUGGGGGACGGACAGAGCAGGGCAUGAGCCGGAGUGCCAGUGUCACCUCACAAAUCUCCAAUGGGUCACACCUGUCUUACACAUAAUCCCUUCCGUUCGGUGCCCCCGUGCGGGUGGCCAUUCCACCGGCACUGUCUGCCCACAGGAACUGCUGACAGGCCUCUCUCCCCAGGAGCCGGCCCCGGGCAGCGCAGGCUCAGGGUGCCGUUCAGUGGGCCCGUAUAUCGGGGCAAGCAUUGCGUUCUGCGUUUGCUAUUUGGGAUGUCAUAGUAUUUGGCUGCAGAGUUGCUCUCUCGCCUCAAAAGCACUCGUUUUAAGGAAGCGACGUGCGGCCGGGGGGAAGAACCUCCUCCCGCCCAGGGCUAUGGGGAGAGCAGGGUCCCCGCCUCUCCUGCAGCUCAGGAAGGGAGGCAAGAGUGCUCCCCCUUUCCUCAGAGGGUGAAGUUGGCCGAGGGGGCGAGCUGCCCCACGGAGUCUCGGCUGCCUCUCCCUUGCGUCGGGCCAGCCGCCCUUCCACGCCUCUCGGGGCGGUUCCUUGUUGAGAGGGGCCCGGGGAAAGCGGCUCCCGGGGACCUUGCCCGUCGGAAGAGGCUGAGGCGCACCCCAGGCCUGCAGCCGUUCGCUGUCUCUGUUGCACUAAGAUGCUCAGCCUUGAGGAUUCAGGGCGCACGUGAUGGCUUGGACAGAACUGCACUAGUAAAAUGCACCUGCUAGAAACCUCUUUGCAGUUCAGCCCAAGAGGCUGUGUCGUGUGUGAGUGUGUGUGCACGCGUGAGUGGGAGGGGAAGAGGCAGGAGGGGAGGAGAGCUUUUUUAUGGCUUAAUACUGUGACAUCUCACCGAGGCUCAGCAUCAGAGCACCUCCCCGGAUCCCUGGCCCCCCCGGUCAGCCUGCUCUCCUUCAGAAACGUUAAGAUCUGCAGCCAACCACUCCCAGAUUCCAGAGGUCUUGUGAACGCUGCCAUAAGUCGCCAAUAGGCCGCCAAGAGACCAGGAGUCUCCUCCUGACACUACAUUUGCCAGUUGUUAUUAGGCUCUUGGGCUUGCCAUGGUUUUCUCGUUUACACGUCACUCCGCCACUGUUGUAAGUGUUCGACUUGCCAUGGGGAGCCCAGGCCCUCCAGCCGCUGCCGCCGCCACCGCCACCGGAGACAUUGUUCACGGGCAGUGUGAGUGGCUGCCAGUCCUUCCCGGACCCAUGGCAAGGGGGGCGCUCGUUCUUUGGGGGCCCCGCAUCAAGAGACUCGGCUUCCAAGGAGCCGCACAGGCCCCGUUGGGACCCUGGAAGGAGGUGGCUCUGUGCUCAGGGUCUCGGGAACCUUCAGUGCCAGGGCAGGGAAGGGAAGGGAAGGGGUCCCGCUACGAGCACCUGCGGGGUCGCCCGGGAGCAGCUGGCCAGAGGCUCAGUCAAAUCACCACCGGCUGCUCCCCCUGGCGUUCUGUUGUACAUUAGUUUCCUUGCACACAUAAACAAACACUAGCUACUAACUUUAGGAUUUGCCUUUUAACACACCUAUAGGGCUCAGAAAUGUAAAGGUUUUUUUUUUAUGUCUUUAUGUGACAUACUUGUAUAGAAGAAUAUACUCUCGUGUGUCACACUUCUGCUCCUUUUUUAAUCAGUGUGACUUUUAAUUUAGCUAAAUUAAAAAACCACUCCAGGUCCUUUGGUUCAGCUGAAUCUCCCUCCUCCCCACUUCGGCUUCUGAUUGUGGGGGUCACAGGGAGCAGAAGGGGGCCUGGAGCCUGUCCGGAAAAGAGGGUGCAGAAGGGCCCCCCUCCUGAAUUGGACACAGCUGUUCUUGCCAAGUGUGAUGUUCUAUAAGAGGGCAGGGUGGGGGGGAGCAGCACAGCCCCCUUCGGCGUUUUAUCCUGGGCUGAUGUGCCUCUGCCAGAGGUCCACAGCUGGGAGACUGCUGGGAGCUUUGUGGGUCGGGGGUGUCUCAGCUGGUUAACUUACUCGUAAGUGGGAGGGGAGGGCGACCACCAAGAUGGAAGCCGAUCCGUCUCACUCCCGUUCCCAGCCCAUCCUCCUCGACCAAGGACCACCAAGCCCAAACUCCCCGUCUGCAUAUCUGCCUGCCGGGAAGGCAUCUUACGAGGGAAGGCUUCCCCAAGCCCUGGCGAUGCCUCCCAGGACAGGUGCCCCUUGAGGAGCAUGGCACAGGUUACUUGGGGCGGGGGGAGCAGGCGGGGUGCUCCCGUUCUGCUCCUCCCGGCCCGUCCCACCCAGGAGCUGCACUCCGAGCAGAACUUGAACGCGCCCAGCGGCCCCAUAGCUUUGCUUGCCUUGACCUUGACCUUCCGAGCAGAUGUGAUGUCGGUUUCAACAUUGGCGUCCUUUUUACUGGGGAGAACUGGGAUAGAAGCAGUUCUCUCCCUCCCCACUUGCCAUGUACAUCAUUCUGUGCCAGACCCUAGGCUAUUCAUGAAAUUAAUACUUUAAGUAAAACAAUUUGCCAAACCCGAUUCGGCUGCCUUGGUCUAAGUGUGUGGUGUGCGUGAAGAGG
This is a messenger RNA of Python bivittatus (Burmese python), 5805 nucleotides long. RefSeq names its product TAO kinase 1 (gene TAOK1). The record is from RefSeq and is a predicted model, not a curated record. Lineage: Eukaryota; Metazoa; Chordata; Lepidosauria; Squamata; Pythonidae. Gene Ontology annotation, cellular component: cytoplasm. Gene Ontology annotation, molecular function: protein serine/threonine kinase activity; ATP binding. Gene Ontology annotation, biological process: regulation of cytoskeleton organization; protein phosphorylation.